This is a messenger RNA of Strongylocentrotus purpuratus (purple sea urchin), 5327 nucleotides long. RefSeq names its product calpain-5 (gene capn5). NCBI's taxonomy places the organism in Eukaryota, Metazoa, Echinodermata, Echinoidea, Camarodonta, Strongylocentrotidae. Gene Ontology annotation, molecular function: calcium-dependent cysteine-type endopeptidase activity. Gene Ontology annotation, biological process: proteolysis. The transcript is spliced from 13 exons. The coding region runs from base 137 to 2065 and encodes 642 amino acids. The record is from RefSeq and is a predicted model, not a curated record. Gene Ontology annotation, cellular component: cytoplasm.
AGUGUUUAAUGCGUAAGAAUACCACAAGUACAAUCGAAUUGGCGAUAUAAAGCUCGAUAUCGUCAUAUGUUUAGCGUCUGUAUUGAUCAACGUCUGGAUCAAGGGAGAAAAGUAGGUGAUCGACUAUAGCUAGAACAUGGGUCUGUUUGGGAAUAACGUGGUAUUCUUCAAGGGUCAGAACUAUGACCAGUUGCGCAAGGCUGCCCAGAGCAGUGGGUCGCCCUUCGAGGACCCGGAGUUCCCUGCUGCAGAUGCUUCUCUCUUCCACAAGAGAACCUCGCCCGGGAAGAUCGAAUGGAAACGACCUGGGGAACUUACGAGUGAUCCUCAUCUUGUGGUAGACGGCACCAAGAGCGGUGAUGUGUCCCAGGGCCAGCUAGGAAACUGCUGGUUUGUAGCUGCUACUGCUAACCUUGCACAGGAGAAGGAACUAUGGGAAACUGUUGUUCCCAAUGCUAAAGAUCAAGACUGGGACGCAGAUAACAAGGAAAAGUAUGCCGGCAUCUUUCACUUCCGAUUCUGGCGCUUUGGCAAGUGGACCGAUGUGGUGAUCGAUGACAGACUGCCGACACAUGGCAACAAACUUAUCUACACACACUCCGAAGAGGGCAAUGAAUUCUGGAGUGCUCUUCUUGAGAAGGCCUAUGCUAAGAUCUCUGGUUGUUAUGAGAACCUGGAUGGGGGCAACACAGCCGACGCCCUGGUGGACUUCACCGGGGGCGUGGCAGAGCAGAUCAACCUCGCCGAUCCAGAGUUCCAAGCAGAUCAGAACAAGAAGAAGGAGCUCCACUCCCAGAUGAAGAAAUACAGCGAGAGAAGGUUUCAAAUGAGUGCAUCCAUCAAGGUAACCAAUGCUGAAGAGAUGGAAGCAAGGACCGAUGUUGGACUGGUCAAAGGCCAUGCCUAUGGAGUGACUGCAGUGAAGUCUGUCAAGCUGGGAAGCUCUGGAUUCUUCAAGAAAGAGAAAGAGUACUUGGUGAGACUGAGGAAUCCAUGGGGAGAGAAGGAGUGGAAUGGACCGUGGAGUGACGGGUCACCAGAGUGGCAGAACAUUAGUGAAAGCCAACGCAAGAGCAUUGGAAUCGUGAAUGAAGAUGACGGAGAGUUCUGGAUGCCAUUCGAUCAGUUCUGUCAACACUUCACAACCCUUGUAAUCUGCCGGAUGCCCAACAAGACAUACCUAAGCCUUCAACGCACCUGGCAUGAGAGCUUGUUCAUCAGCGAAUGGAAAUAUAACUCCAAUAGCGUCUUGAACAGAGCUGGUGGAUGCAUCAACGUGAAAGAAACAUUCCUUCAGAACCCACAGUUCUUGAUCUGUGUGGACGCUGACAAAGAUGACAUCAUCAUCUCCCUCUCCCAACCAGACACCAGGGCAGAUCAGAGCGAGGAUCCAAAGACUAUUGGAUUCUAUGUCAUGGAGGUGGAGAGCAACAGGAAGCAUCGUGCACAUACGAUCAAGCCAAAAACCUUCAUGUCCGCCUACAUCAACUCCAGGAGUGUCUUUGCAAAGUCAACCCUCCUCAGAGGGCGCUACAUCGUCGUGCCGACCAUCUUCGAAGCCAAGGUUGAGUCUCCCCUCAUGAUCAGAGUGUUCUCUGACAGUGGCGCUGAAGUCAAGGAGCUGAAGAAGGACCAUCCCGAACCUAAGACCUUCGACUGCUUCCAAGGAGGUAACAUCAGGGUCGUGUCACAGGUCAACGUACUUUCAGCCAGCAACCUGAAGAAGCAAGACCACUUUGGAGGAGGAGCUGAUCCCUACGUAUAUGUCAAGUGUGAAGGAAAGACAGCCACGUCUAGGGUACAGAAGGAUACGCUGAAUCCAGAAUGGAACUACAAUUCCAUCUUCUACAGGAGGAAACCAGGAACACCCAUCAUUGUGGAGGUUUGGAACCAUAACGUUGUGAAAGACUCGUUCAUGGGGCAGGCCAUCUUCUUGGCUGGGAACAAGGGCCAACCCGAGCACAACGUAGCCGUUCUCAAGAAGAGGGGCAGGGACUCGGAAGAUGCCGCCGGGGGCCAGGUCAGUGUCGUCAUCACCACCACCGACGACCUCAAGGCGUUGUAAAGGGUCAACAGCGAUUGGAUUCGUUUGACUGCAGUGGGGAUUGGUACCUGUGUUGGUAGAAGAUUUCUUUUCCCAGUGCCAUGAAUUUUAAUGCCUUUUUACAAUUGCAUGGAACUAUCGUUCUCUCUUUCUCCAUCUUUUUUGCCCAACCUCUUUCUCUUUCACUCUCUCUCUCUCUCUCUCUCUCUGUGUCCCUUACCCCUUUUUUUACUCUCUUUCCCUCUCUUAUUGCUCCCUGUCUUUCUCUCUGGUGGUUAGGUGGCUAAGUCGGUACGUUGAAGGAACUUUUACUCCUUUACCAAUUUGCAUUCUUUCUACAGGUUGUAAGAAAUACACUUUCUUCUAUACUUGAUUCCAUUCGUUAUCAUGAAGCGUUGUGAUAUUUUAAGUAUGUAAAUAACAUCCAAGGUAUUUUCUCACCUCCUUGUUUGAAUAUGUACAUCUGUGAGAUCGUUUUAAGGAUGCAGUGAGCUUUUUAAAGAGCUUUUUAAAGAGGAUCUGUUGUCAAAAUAAAGUGUUUGCUUAGAAUUUGAUUAGGUAUGAAGAAGAUUCAGCAACAAGAGUCAAUACCUACUUAUGAUGAAAAUGCUCCUGAAAUAAUUAUUACAACUGCAAGUGAGGAUGCUUCAUGUAUGUUGAUGAAAGAACGCUUGCUUUGAAGUGACCAGAUCGGAUGUGAAGGACCUCAAUAUUUUUGACCAAUUACAAAGCCUUUCCCAUGUGCAUUAAACCAUACAUGUAUAUUCAGGGACUUUUAACCCAAUGUAAACGCAAUACCAAUGUGAAAUUAUUUCGAGAAAUUUCCUUUUUUUUAUCGAAAACAAAAACAUUCAUUUGUGACCAGACACACAGCAUUCCAUGUUUGUAGUGGUCUUUGACAAAUUUUUUUUUUGCAUUCAUGUCAUUGUUUCAUUAAAAGAGGGAUGUUAUAUGUAAUGCAGGUUGAAAGAGUGCACUGUAGUGUACCAUUAUUUUUAAAUGAAAAGGAAAAGGAAAAGGAAGUCUGUUGGGAGAUGCUUGUAAGAAUAAUUUUUUUGAAUAUUGUAAAAAAAAUGCCAGUAGUCGUAGUAAUGACAUAUUUUGUUGUAUUUUUACAUCUCUAUACUUUUACUCAUUUGAAAUCUUAUCUAUAUAUAAUUAGAAAUAUAAGCAUGUAGAAAGUUUGUAUCACUAGAUCAAUAUAUCAUUGUAUAUUUUGUAUGUAUUUUCAGUGGAGAGAUUGGUGAAUAGAAUAGAUCUGUAUUGACUUGAGGAAUUAUAAUGCACACAUAUUUUUCUGAAAUGCUUGAAUAGUGUAUGAUUGUAUGUCAAUUGCCUAGUGCUGACAAAUAAGUUAAAACUUUGAGAUGGUUUGUCCCUUUUGCAGACCUAAAUGCCUGUAGGAGCAUGAAUCAAGUGGUAUAUUGAAGAACUCAAUUAUUAGGCAUCUCCAACAAAUAAAAAAAAAAGGAAACUGGCUUUCAACAAUUAAAUUUUGAAUGUUUAAUUCUAGAUAAUUAUAUUCUAAAUUCAAAAUGAAUUUGACCAUUACACAUUUCGACUUGGGAAUGGCCUUCUCUGUGGCAAUAUGAAAACAGUGCUAGAUUUUUAUUUCUUACCAAGGAGUUUCAAAACCAAUGACCAAAAUUUCGCAUAUGAUAUCUGAGGGAUAUAUUUUAAACACUAGCCAAGUUUUAUGGAGUUUGCAAAAGGGACUCAAAAGAAUUAAUGCAAGCAAUAGAUUGUUUUGUAGUGAUACAGUAGAAUUGAAUGUUUUGGGGGUCCUGAAAAUUUAAAAUAACAAGUUAACAGGAAGUUUUGGGUUUUAUAAUUAGCUUGAGGGAUAUGAUUUGUGUAUGUUUUUUUCUAACCAAUUUUUAUAGUAUUAUUUGACGAUAUAAUAUUCAUUAAUGUAUUUAUUCCAUAUUCUAGGCUUGUGUUGCUUACUUGCUAUAACUGUACAUUGUAGAUCAGUGCAUUCAUAUUUUUAUUAGAAUUUAGGUAAUAUUAUGCGAUCAUUAAUUCGUAAAAUUGUCUGUAUUUUCAUAAAUAUGUAUCUCCCUGUUAUCGCAUUUGUAUUAUUUAAUGUUAAUUGAGUUUGUAUUCAUUUGAUAAAUGCUUACAAAAGAGGCAUGUGAAGAUUAACAAAAAGAGAGAGAUAAGGGAACUUUACCGGCUUUCAAAUUUAGAAGAAGCACCUGAAACUAUCUGAAAUUAUUUUCUAAAUCUACUUACUAUGUUUGAAAUUACAGCGCUUCUCUUUUUAUGUUAUUGCCAUAAUACCUUGUCUCUAUGUCUGUUUUGACUGUAUUAAUAUGCAGGUCAUUUUUCAUACAUCUUGGUUUAUAGAAUCUUAAGAUUUUAAUUUUUGAGAAGUGCAUGUACACAAAGCUCUCUCGCACUGUGAAAUUGAAGAGUAGCUUUUGUUGGAAUUGAGUUGUUUGACGCAUUAUGCAUUACGGGGAUAUAUUUUACAAGAAAUUCUUCUUUUCGACUUUAGUUCAUGUUUCAUGAAACUUAUUUUAUUUUUGAAUGAAAGUAUAUUAACAUGUAUAUAAAAUCACGGAUUUUUAUGUAAACUAUGAAGAAAAACUAAUUUCAUGUGAUGUUUUCAGUUAUAGGAACCAUUUAAGGAUAUUUUAAUCUUGUUAUGGGUAUUAUGAAUGUAACUAUUAUACUUCUGAAGGCAUGAUUUUGGUAUGUACUAACGUUUGGGGUAGUGUUCUUUUAAGUAUUCAGGUAAUUUCAUUGUUUGGAUAUUUUUUUGUAUUACUCUUCCAAAAUUAUUCAUUCCUUUUUUUACAUUAAUUCAUUUUCUAAUUAGAAAAAAAAUGAUUGUGAUAUUAUAGAGUAUUCAAAAGCCAUUAAAAAGUCGGUAAAUGAGAGAAAGAUAGUCAUGUUUAGAAAGUUUGAAUUUGACAAAUCGAAAGACAUACUAUGAAGCGCAAUUACAUAACCUUGGAAUUGACGCUUCAUGUACAACGGAUAUAACUCUUUCAGAAAUUGCAGUGAUCGUGCUUGUGCAGUGCUUGCAUGGAUAAUAAAUCAAGAAUUCAUGAUGUUUCUAUCAAAAGGGUCCAAAUGAUCAUACCAAUUUUAUUCUUGCUUGUCUUUCAUUACUCAUAUCCUUAAAUAAACCCCCAAUAAAUUAAACUCCGUAAUUACGACAUCAUUAUGCAAAAAUAUUUCACAAUGCAUCUCGCCUUGUAACAUCUUUUUUUAUACGAACAUGUAUUGCCCGAUGUUAUUAUUGUGUAAUGAUUAAAUGUAAGCCAUGAACAAA